Messenger RNA from Acaulospora colombiana, 1083 nucleotides. The record is from the annotation of a GenBank genome assembly. NCBI's taxonomy places the organism in Eukaryota, Fungi, Glomeromycota, Glomeromycetes, Diversisporales, Acaulosporaceae.
AUGGUCUCAUCGUCAGCCAGAAACGGUCAGCAAGUUGUCAUCAAUUUUGAUGACUCACCAUCAGACCACGUUGCCUCCACCAAAACGAAAGACGAAAGCAACGUUUCUCAAUCACCCGUGAAAGAGACGUUGUUCACCAUCUUUCAGCUACUUUACAAUUGCAAACUGGCGACCUCCGAUAACUUCCUCAAGGAAAAAUGUCGCUAUAUCAACAUCCUGGACGGGAGCUUUUACAUUAACACACUGCAGUCCCUCAAGUAUAACGACUACUUAGUCUCACUUGCCGAAACUGUAAUCAAUUACACCGAUAACCUCACAGCUCCACCCCUCAAUGUCGGACAACUUCUUCAAUUGAUGUCCAUCCCGAAAAACUUGAUCAAGGAUUCUCGAGAGAAGCGGGAAUUGGUUGUUGGGAUUAUUAGGAAUUACGAGGAUAACCUAAGAUCCUUGAGAAAGACGUACGAGAGCAUUAAGCAGCACAAGAAGGACCUAACCAGGGACGUAGAAAACAUGCCCGUCAGGGAGGUUGAAUGUAAAAAGUGCAAGGAGUGGUCCGAAAGUCUUUCGGAGAAAUCGAAAAGAUGCCUUUAUCUUGGUGCAGGGGUUUCACUGUGUAAUGCAUUCUACAUGAUUGUAAUUCUCCUAGAUGGUCACAUGAGAAUUUCAUCCACAUGCUUUUCGAUUUUUACCAUCACGGCAAUUUCACUUGCCAUCCUUAUCCUUGGGAUUAAGUUUCACUUUGAUUCCAUUGGAUGUUUGAAAAUUUCGGAAGAAAUAAAGGCGAAUCUUGAAGAAACGAGAAGGGUGAUGGCGAACACGAAUGAGACAGACACCAAGGUCAUUGAGCUCAAUGUGACCAGCCUCAUUCGGAAGAUCCCGAUCAUUUUGGAUUAUUGGAAGGAUUUCAAGGAAUCUCUCGAGGAGUUGAGUGAUGUAUUCAGCUCCCGCGGGCAUAAUUUUGAUCCAAUCCAGAUGGGUGACAGGUGGAGGGCGAUAAAGGAAAGUUGUGAGAAUUAUGGCCAGGCUGUGCGCGCUGUCUUGGAGCAGAACGAUCAAUUGAACGGAAGGGACUCUAAGAAUUAG